Molecule: messenger RNA, 11637 nt
Organism: Tetrahymena thermophila SB210
Lineage: Eukaryota; Ciliophora; Oligohymenophorea; Hymenostomatida; Tetrahymenidae
Exons: 46
Source: RefSeq, a predicted model, not a curated record
AUGACUGAUGAUGGCAUAUGUGUUUUUGAAAACAACUUUCAUGAAAAGGGAGUUAGUUGUAAUCAAAAUUAUUGUAGUUAUACUGAUAAAUUAAAUUUUAGAACCUGCUUGCCUUAUAUUUCUCAUUAAGUUACAGGAAGAGUACUAAGUAAUAAUUAGUGUAUUGUAAGAGGCGAAAAUAUAAAUGCAAAUGUUAAGUCUAUUUGUAAAAAAGGGUACUGUAGAUUGGUAAAUCAAUACCAUGUAAGCUGCGUAGAUGUCAAAGAUUAAUUUUAUAUCAAAAUCAUUGGAAUUUCUAAGGCAGGAGAUUGUGUUUUAGAUUUAAAAUAAAUUAAAAACGCUCAUAGAUUAUCUUAAGGUGUAAUUUGCAGUGAGAACGAAUGUUUUGAUGGGAUAACCUGUAUUCCUCUUGGGUCUAAUUAAAAUUCCCUUUCUAAAUUAAUAGAUCAAUCUUGCGCUCCCUUAAAUACCGAAAAUUCUAUGUCUUGCUUUUAAAAUUAUCCAGCCUGCUUAGAUUAAAAUAAUACUUGCCAAUUAGUAUCUAACAUCAACCUGUAGUCAAUAGGAAAUACAUAAUAAGGAUUGUGUGUACAAAUAAAUUAGUCAUAUAAAAAUAUUGGCUUUUGCAGUAGUUAGUAUUGUAUUUAAGAGUAAUCGGAUUUAACAUUUUCUUGUGUACCUUUUGAUGGAUCUCCUUAGGCUAUAGGAAUUGACUAAUAAGGAUACUGCCUUACUUCUACUAAACUAGCUCAUUCUUGCUUUAACUCUAAGAAUGUUUGUUAAGACCCCUUAACCAAAUUUUGUAUAGAUAUCUCUUAAAGUGACAACAUUUGUGCUAUCAAUGGAAUUUGCUAUACAAUGUCUUUGAACUAAAUACCAUAAUAUAUUGGAAGAGAUAAAAAUUAUUUAUGCUUAUAAAAUUCAUAAGUUUCUCCUUAAAAUCUACUUGUAGAUAAAUGUCUUAAUAUACCAAGCUCAAUUUGCUAAAAGAGUGAUUAAACUUAAUGCAUCCUUUAUAAUGGUUCAACAACUUAUUUAGGAUAUAUUAGUGGCACAGGAUAUUGUGCAUAAUUAGGAUAGAGUACUUCCUUAACAUAAUAUUAAAACAUUAUAAAUUUAAGCCAAUCUUAUUGCCAGGACAACAACUUUAUUAUUUAAUAAGUUAAUCCUUAAUUUUAGGGAAGGUAUUAAUAAUAUCAAAUAUGCAUUUCUACAUUACAGUCAUAAAAUAAUCUAUCAGUCGAAUUUUGCAUUUCAGGUUACUGCAUCAGUAGCUCUAAUUCUUGUAAAUAGAUAGGAUUUGAUGGUGUUUAUAUUGCUAAGUUAGCAGAUGGAACUUGUGGUAUAGCUUAGUAGGCAACAGCUAUUUAAUGUGGUUGUAUAAACUGUGAUGUUUGCUUUUAUAACUUUUAGUCUUGUUAUUUCUUGUAAGACUAGGGCAUAACUUCAGGGGUUGAUACUCUAGGAAAUUGUUUAAAUGCUGGAACUUAUGUUUCAAAUUUAUUGAAGUGUCAAGAAAAAUAUUGCCUGAAAAAGAAUCAAAGUGGUUAAUUAGCAUGCUUCUCAAUAGAUGGAUUAUCAGGUUAGUUCGGUAUAGAUAAUAAAGGAUAUUGUUUAAAUAUAAACUAAUCUGGAGCAGUCAAGUGUACAUAGAAAACUCAAAGUGUUUGCUAUGACUAGGAUAAGUAGAUGUGCGUUUAAACUCUUAGUUAUGGCGUAAAUUAAAAUGGCUGCAAUUUUAAUUCAAUAUGUUAUUAGCUUUCACUGCAACAAUUUAUAGGAAGAGAUAAAAAAUACAACUGUUUAUUGAGUUAAUAAUCAUCUCCAUAAAAUUCGUUAAUAGAUAAAUGUCUAAAUUUACCGAAUUCUAUUUGUUAUAAGAGUGAUUAAACUUAAUGUAUCCUUUAUACUGGAUCAACAACUUAUUUAGGGUAUAUUGAAGGAACAGGUUAUUGUGCAUAAGUAGGUUAGAGCACUUCUUUAACGUAAUAUUAAAAUAUCCUAAAUUUAAGUCAAAACUAUUGCUAGGAUAGUAGCUUUGUUAUUUAAUAAACCAGUCCUUAGUUUUUAGGAAGAUAUUUACAAUAUUAAAUGUGUAUUUAUUCACAAUAGCCACAAAAUAAUCUAACUAUUGAAUUCUGUAGUUCAGGGUAUUGCCUUUAUAAUUCUAACUCUUGCAAAUAGAUAGGAUUUGAUGGAGUUUAUAUAUCUAAAUUAGUAAAUGGUACUUGUGGUAAUGCUUUUUAGACGAUAGCUAUUUAAUGCGGUUGCUUAAAUUGUGAUGUUUGCUUAUAUAAUUCCUAAUCAUGCUAUUUCCUAAAAGAUUCAAGCAUCACUUCAGGAAUAGAUACUAAUGGAAAUUGUUUGAAUGUUGGAACUUACACUUCAAAUUUAUUAAAGUGUCAAUCAAAUUAUUGUAUUAAAAACAAUUUAAGUGGUUAAUCAGCUUGUUUCCUAAUAGACGGAUCACCUGGUUAAGUUGGAGUAGAUGAUAAAGGAAAUUGUUUAGAUGCUAAUAUGCCAGGAGCCAUUAAAUGUUCAAAAACGAGUUCUAUUUGCUAUGAAUAAGCAAACUAAAUGUGUGUUUAUUAUCAUUAAAAUUAAAAUGGCUGUAUUUUAAACUUUACUUGUUAGCAGUUUUCUUUACAACAAAAUAUAGGAAAAGAUAAAAAUUUCUAAUGCUUACUUGACUAGUAAAAUAUUGAUGGGACACAAGUCGACAUAUGCAUGGAUGACCCUGAUUAAGUGUGUAAAUCAAGUGAUUAGAUGAGAUGUGUUUUAUAUAGAAAUUCAAAUGUAUACUUAGGAUACAUUUAAUAGACUGGAAUUUGUGCUUAAUUUAACCAAAAAACAUCCACAAUUUCAUACUAAACUGUGCUGAAUUUAAAUUAAAUAUACUGCUAAAAUAGCGAUUUCGUGAUAUAAAAUAUAUAGCCUCAAUUUGUAGGAAGAGAUGGUGUUUACUAAAAAUGUUUAGUAGACUCUUAAAUAUCUGCAUAAGUAGAGUUUUGUAUUUAAAGCUACUGCCUCGCUGCUGACAAUAGCUGUAAAAAAAUAGGCUUUGAUGGAGUAUAAAUAGCAAAACUUCAAAAUUAGUAAUGUAGCACAGAUUCAUAAAAUAAUUCAAUAGAAUGCGCUUUUAUAAAUUAUGACGUUUGCUUACUAAAUUAAGUUUGCUAUUGGUUGUCUUACUCUAAUAUAAAUACUGCUGGAAUAGAUAUUUUUGGUAACUGCAUAUAGAGAGAAGUAUUUAUUGCAAAAUAAAAUAUAAAAAAAUGUGAAAUUCAUCAUUGCUUAGUAUUAAAUCUUAAUAAUGCUAAAUGUACUCUUAUAGAUGGUAUUAAUUUUGCUGGAAAAAAUGAAGAAGGAUUAUGUUUAACUCUUAAUUAAUCAAUAGCAACAGUAUGCACUAUUUUUAACUCCUAUGUUUGCUUUGAUCAAACCAAUAAAUAUUGUACUUUGACAACAACUUUUGGAACUUAAGGAGGAUGCUCUUUGAAUGGUAAUUGUUAUCCUUUAUCUAGUACCUAAUACAUAGGUAGAGGUAUCAAUUAGUAAUGUUUGACAAGUUUAUAAUAAGCAAGCGAUAAUGUUGAUAUUUGCUUUAAUGAUACUAAUUCAAUCUGCUUUGAUUAAAUAAAUCAUUGCUGUGUUAAUUAUACAAAUUCUGCUUUUUAUUUAGGAUAUAUUAUUGAGAAUAAACAGUGCGCUGUAAAUAACCAAAUUACUUAUUAAUUAGGAGUGAUAGCAAAUGUAAAGAAUUUGCAUUAAAAUUAUUGCUAGGAUACUAAUGGAUUUAUUAGAUAGUUAGAUGGAUAAUUAAAUGUUGGAGUAGACUCUAAUAUGUUUAAGUGCUUAAUUCCAAAUUAGUAAGCUGAUUCUAAAGCUAUAUAAUGUUACGAAGGAUACUGUGUUAGUAAUAACUCUUGUCAACUAUACAACUAAAUCAUGAUAGGAAGAGAUCCUUAUUAUAAUUGUUUGUCAGAAGGAUAGUAAAUAGCCAUUUAAUGCUCUACUGCAUAUGCCUGUUUAGAUACUGUUUUAAAAGCUUGCUUUAAAAUUAACGAUACUAAUGCUAAUCACUCUGGUAUGUAAACAAACGGAUAAUGUGUAGUUAGUGGCUAAUAUUAUUAAAGUAUUUUUAAAUGCUCCUAUAACUAUUGUAAAUAAAAACUAAAUCCUUCAGAUCCAAAAUCUUUUGAAACAUGUUUACCUUUUGAUGCUAGUUAAUAAAGAAUAGGAAUAGACUCAAAUGGUUAUUGUGUUUAGUAGGAUAUUCCAAAUGCAAUCAGAUGUAUGGAAGGGUAGUUCUGUUUAAAUUAGUAGAAUGGAAAUUCCUGCUAAUCUUUGCUCUUUUCCCACUAAGAAAAGAGAUUUGCUCGUCAAAAGUAUACAAAUUAUUGCUUACCUUAUUUAAAUCAAGAUGGCAAAGGAGACAGUAUUGAAACAUGUGUACAAGGUUCUUGCCUUUAUACUUAUCCCAUAAGUGGAAAAGACUAUUGCUUUACUGAAGGAGGAUAAUAUUUUGGAUAUUUUAUAGUAGGAACAGACAUUUAAGGAUAUUGUAUAAUUGAAAACGAAGUUUCAAAUAUAUAAAUAGCAACUUGUUAUGGGAUCACUUAUUGUAUUUUAACAAUUAGACCAGGAAUCUAUAAAUGCCAAAAACUAUCAGAGCCUCUUCCAAGCUAUCCAAAUCUUAUUUUUAGGGCUAAAAAUGUUAAUUAAACUUGUUAGGAUAUAAAUACUAUAAAUAGUAUAGGGUGCUUAGAUGGACAUUAUUGUUUAGACAUCUCAUCAAAUCAAUGUGUAAAAUUAAAUCCUGAUAAAAUGCAAAAUAUAGGUAGAAAUGCGUCUGAUCAGAAAUGUAUACCAUAGGGUGUAACUAUAGCUAUAUAGUGUGCUUAAAGUUAUUGUAUUAAAGCUAAUAUUUGCAUACCUUUAUCAAUUGAAAAUCCAGGAAAAGAAUUAAAUACUGACUAUUGUUUACAUGAAAAAAUGGAAGGCAAAUUUGGGGUUUCUGAUUGUUUCAAAUAUGGAUUCUGUUCUAUGAAAAACUCAAUAACUAAUUUACGCUCAUGCUAUAAACUUGAUUAUAACAAUUAGAACACAAUAGGUAUUGAGAAAGAUACUCAAUAAUGCAUUCCUUAGAAUUAGUCAGUAGCAGUAAUGUGUGCAAUAUAAAGGUAUUGUCUUGAUAUAUAAACACAAUAAUGCAAAUACAUAGAUGCUAAAAAAAAUAUGUGUGUUGAUUAGUUCGGUAAAUGUGCAACAUAUGGCUAAUGUUUUUCUUGUAAUAUUGAUUAAUGCCUAGCUCCAGAUUUAUCUUGUUAAAAUUUAAUUUCAGGCUCUAAUAUUUAUUGCACAAAUAACUUAGGUUAAUGUUCUUAAAUUUAAUAUGGAGGUUGUAUUAUUUGCCCUGAUGAAUUUUGCAUGGUUAACAGUUAUUGUUUUAGUUCUCUUUAAUUACUAAACCAAAUAAAAUUAAAUUAAUGCUUUUAAAUAGAUGAAUAUAAAAAGUGUUUGUUGAAAACUAUAGAUUAAACUGACUCUAAUGGCAAUAAUUUUUGCUCUAACAAUAAAGGAUUUUGCUAAAACUUGUCUGUAAGCAAUGAUUAAUGCUUGUAGUGCCCACAAUAUUAUACUAACCCUGGGAAUUAAAAGUGUUAUAGUAUAGAUUAAAAAUAUUCUUUUUAAUCUAAUAAGUAAUAAGUUUAUUUUUAAAUGAAAUUGACAUAUGUAAAAUAAGACUGCUAUGAUUAAAAUUAUUGCCAGUCAAAUAUCAAAUCAAAAUGUCAAACUGGGUGUUAUUCGUGCUCAUCACAAAAUAUUUGCACUUAAUGUGUAGAGGGGUAUUUUUUAUUUUAAGAGUCCACUAUAAAUUAGAUAUGCAUUUAAUGCCCUAAUAUUUAAUAUUAAUACAACGAUCUUAAGCAAUAUUAUAAAAAUAUUCCAACUUAUCGAUGCUUAGAUUGCUCUUCUGAUUAUGGGUUGUGGAAUAAGAUUGGAUCAAAUUAUAGAACUUGUACAAACUAUAUUAUAUUGUUAGACAAUGUAUUACAAAUUGUUAAUAAUAAUCUUCAUGCUACUAAUUUUAUAUUGAAUAAUAAAAAUGGUUAAUAUAGUUUGAGCGCAUUGGAUAUUAGCACAUGCUCUAAGGAUUGCUUUUCUUGCAUGUAAAUAUCUUCGUUAUAAGCUGUUUGCUUAUAAUGUAUGUCAGGAUAUAUUUUAUCGAAUGGAGUUUGUUAACCUUGUCCAAAUUAAUGUAUUAAAUGCUCGUAUGCUACACUUAUUUAGGGUUUUAUUACUUUGCUCAAUUAAUAAAAUGUAGAUUCUUCCUAGAUUUAUAAUGGAAAUAUUAUUAUCAUCUGCUUGUAGUGCUAAAUUAAUUAUCUGGUUUCUUAUAAUCUUCAAUAUUGUACAUAAUGUGGCGAUAAGUGUAACUAUUGUUAAUAUGGUGAGGAUUGUGUAAAUAAUAUUCAAAAUUGUGAAAGAAAUACUAUUGUGGUAAAUAAUGGCUCCUAAAUAAAAGAUAUUUCUUCGUAUUUAUGGUCAUUUGUUUCACCAUCAAGCUCCUUUACAUUCUAAUAUUAAUGCAAAAAAUGUAACUCAGGGUAUUCAUUAAUUAAUUAAAAUUAAUGUGACUUAAUAGGCUGCUAAUCUAUUAACUAAUGUAACAGUUGUAUUUAUAUAAAAAACUAAAAUGUCUGCUAAUAUUGUUUGGAUGGGAAUGUAUUAAGUAAUUUAUAAAACCCUCCUAAUUGUCAAAAUGAUAUUUGCUCAUAAAAUAUUUAUAAUUGCUCUGAAUGUUAUUUAUAUUUAGACUCUUAACAAGGUAUUAAUUUUUAUUAAUGCACGAAAUGUAUUGAUUAAAACAGUACUCCAUCAUUUUAUGGUUGCAUAAAGUGUCCUAUAGGAUGUUCAAGUUGCUAUGAAGGUACCAGAGAAUUUAAUUUGACGCAUUCAAUAAUAUAUGAUAAAAAUUUUUAUACUCUGCAACAAAGAUUGGAUUAUAAUAAAGACAAUAAAUAUUCAUUAUAUUGUACUUAAUGUCUUGAUGGAUAUUUUUUUGAUCAGCAAUAAAAGUUAUGUUUACCAAUUUAAUGUGGUCAAUAUUGUCUUUUAUGUAAAUUAAUUAACAACAAACCAUAGUGCAUGCAAUGCAAUUAUGAAAAACUCUAAGCUUUAAUAAGCAAGAUAUCAUAUUUUAUUGGAAAAUUAUAUUUUAAUCAAAAUUACAUUCUAGAUUUUAAUUCUAUGGUUACGAUAACAGCUUCUAGUGAUGAUUGUCAAAUUUGUCCUAUCAUGUGCGAAACAUGCAUAAAUAAUAACGAUUUAAAUAUAAAUCCUCUAUAUUUAUAUGAUUCUUAGUGCCUAUCAUGUAAAAAAUCAUAUGGUUCUAAUCCAGAUUUACUAAACUACAAAAUUACAUAUGAUAAAGUAAGAAGAAAAUGUUAUUUAUGUAAUAACUCUGAAUAAGGAUGCUUCUAUAAAAAGUAGAGAGUUAUUUACACUUAGUGCUUAGAUGCAGAAAGCAGUUUAGGUAUUGGUACAUAAUCAAAUCCAAUAAAUUACAAUAAGCUAAACGAGAUAAAUUUUGAUUAAUUAAUCCUUGACGAAAUAAAUUACAACUAAGCUAUUGUUUACUAUAAUGAACUGCAAGUAAAACAGUUAGAGGUGUAAAUAAUAUUUUUGGGAGAGCUGUGUGUUGAGUCAAAGCACUAAACAUUAGUAACUACUCUGAAAGACCAAGUUAGAUCUCUUGAAACAGCUAUUUUAAAUAUAACUACUUUAAACUCUAAUUUAAACAAAACUAUGACUUUUUAAUAGUAAGAUGCUAUCAGGAUCUAAGGAUUUGACUAAAUAAAUAUCUAAGGAAUACUAUUUUAAUAGAGUCUAAGUAUGCAAGAUAUUGGAUUUGUUGCUUCAGAUAAAAAUCUUUCUAGCUUUAACUUAUUUAACUGUUCUUUCUCUUAAUUCCUAUAAAAAAACCUCUCUAAAUAAUAUUUGAUAAUAAAUUUAUCAACUUUACAAUAAUCAACAAUAAUUUUUAAGGAUGUAUCAUUCUAAAAUAUUUAAAUAUUAAAUCAGUAAUAGCUUAUUUAGAUUAAUAAUACUUUCUCAAAUUCUUCAGUUUACAUCAAAUUUGACUCAGUACAGUUUAAUCAUGUAACAUUUAGUAAUUCAAAAAUGGUGAAGCUAAACUUUAAAAACUCUACUUUAGAUAUGUCAAAUUUGAUUUUUACAUAAUCAACAAUAGAAGAUUAGACUUUGUUACUUGAUAUAUAGUAGAACUCAUUAUAAAACCAAUAUGUCAGAAUUUUGUUUGAUAACAUCACGUUCUUUCAGAGCUACUUUUUUAACAAAUCCUAAAUCUUAAAUUCAAACUUUCUAAACUAACUAUCAAUAAAUAAUAUGGCUUUCAAUCAAUGCAGUUUUUCCUAAAUCUUAUCAGAUACAAAUCCUCUUAUAAUUUCUAAUUAGUUUGAUAUAAAAGGAUUUCAGAUUGAAUCAAGCUAAAUUAAUUAAUACAAUUUUUUUUAAUAGGUAGAUAGCUUAUUUUAUUAAAAGGGCAAAAAGCAAUAAUAUUCCUUUUCAAACAUUUUUAUAUAAAAUAAUAAAUUUAAUCUAAAAAACAAUUUUUUACUUUUAUUAUCAACCUAACUAUCAACUGAUUUGACUCUUGAAGGAAUAUUUUUAAAAUAAAAUAUAUUUCAAGAUAAAAUUAGCUCUUCUUUGAUUUAGCUAAUGAAUUUGGGUUAAGUUUUAAUCAGCAAUAUAACAACCAUUGACAACACUUACUUUAUAGUUUUUAGUGCUGAUAAUUGUAAAAGUGUUUUCCUUUCAAAUGUUUUUUAGAAAUAGAACAAUGAUUAGUUAAUAUCUCCAUAAAUAUGCUAGCUUAGCUAAAUAUAAAAUAAAAUUAAUUUAGUUAAUAUAACUUAAGAAAAUAUUAUAAUAUCUUCUAAUAUAAUUUAAAUACAAAAUAGCUUCUAAAAGCUGAAUAGCAAUCCUUUAUAAAUUUAAAUAUUGAACUAUAAUAGCACUUAAACUAAAUUAUUAUAUUAUAAUGUCACUUAAAAUUGCGCUCUUGUUGCUAUCACAUCUAAAUUAAAUUCAUAUUUGAAUUUGACUAACAUAAAUUUUAAAUAUUUUGGAGCAAUACCAUUGAUAAAACAAAAUCAAAUUGGAUAGAUAUCUUAUGGUAUUUAUUUUAAUUCUCCAAACCUUAUUGCUGAUGUUUUAAAAUCUAAUUUCACCGACUUGUAACAAAACAGCUAAUUUAACUGGAUUUCAGGUUUUCUCAAAUAGAUCACUUUCGAUAAUUGCUAAUUUUAAAAUGACAUACAGAAUUUUAACUUAAAUAACUUAGUAUAUGGAGGAUUCUUUAAAUUAAGUAGUGAAUAACUAAAUAUUAAAAAUUCUUUUUUUAUAAAUGGAAAUGCUUUUUGUGGAGGAGCUUUUUAUUGGGUUUCUUAAAACAAAGGGGGCUUAUAUUUACAUAAUUGUAUAUUUUUAAACAACACUGCUUCUAAUACAAUUUAUUCUGAAAGUUCAGGAGGUGCAGUUUACAUUGAUGGGCUGCAAUCUUUUAGUUAAGAUGUAUUAAUUGAAAAAUCUACAUUUUCAAACAAUUUUGCUUUGUUUUAUGGAGGUGCUUUAUAAAUAAAAACAACUAUCAGUCCAAGAAGUGUUGUUUAAAUAUAAUAUAGCUAAUUUAAUGACAAUCUAUCAAUCAAAGGUAGUAUCAUCAACGUCGAUAGCUCUAAAAUAUCAUAGACAGCUAUAAUUUUCUAGAAUAUAACAUGCAUUGUUAAUAUUAAUAAUGUAAUUUAACUUACUCUACCAUUUAAAGAUUAAUUAAUUGAAUAGCUCAAAUAAGGUGUAUAAAAUUAAGCUUCCCUAAUCUCAAUUAAUGAUGUCUAUGAAGUACAAAUCAUGAAGUCUUAUUUUUAAAUAUCUUCAAAAAAUUUUUAAUAAUAAGUUGAACCUUUAAUAAUAUAUUUAGUAUAUUAAAAGAUACUAUUGAUUACUAAUGUUCAAUUUUUCAAUGAAUUAAGCAAUAUUUAUGAAGGUAGCUUAUUCUUUGGAAAUUUAAUUACUCUUAAGCAAAUAAAAAAAAUACAAAUAGUAAAUAUUACCAUAAAAAAUAAUAAAAGCAUUUAAAUGCCAUUUUAGAUCACUACUUAAAAUGAAAAUUUAGCAAUUUAUAAUAGCUAAGAGUGCAUUAUAACUUUAUCAUAAAUAAAUUCAAAUAUAUGCUAAACUUGUAGUUAAGGAAUUUUAAAUAUAGUAACUAAUUAUCUGUAUAUAUAGAACACAACUUUUGACAAAAAUAUAGCCAUGUAUGGUUCUGCUUUGUUUCUUGAAUAAGCAUAGAAUGGUUAAGUAGAUCAAAUGUCAAUAUAGUAUGAUACAAAUAAUUUUUAAAUUAUUCGCUCUUAAUUUAGUAACAAUUUAGCACAGAAUAGUGGUGGAGCAAUAUUCAUAAACUAAUCUUCUCUUUAUAUAAUUUAAACUGUUUUUGAAAACAAUAGAGCAAACUUGUAUGGUGGAGCUAUUUUUUUAGAAAAUAAAGAUGAAAACAUUCUUAAAAGAACCUUAUAGAUAUCAAAGAGCUCUUUUUAAUCAAAUUAAGCAUCUAUGGGAGGAGCAAUAGCUUCAACAACAUUCUAAGGAAUAAAUUAUUUUUCUCGAAAUGAGUUUAAAUUCAACAAAGCUCUUCUUAACUAUGGAUAAACUAUUUAAGCUUCUCCAACUCAUAUUGCUACUUACCUUAACGGUAAAAAAUAGCUAAAUCUUAAAGUAUUACUGAUAUAAAAUCACCAAGGAGGGUAGUUAAAAGAUUCUAUUUAAUUUAGGCUUUCUAACGACUAAAACGAAGAGCUUCUAGAUUUUAAUUCAGAAGAAACAUUAUAAGUAACCAUUGAAAAGGGCUUUGGUUUUAUUAACUUGCAAGAAUUAAGAUAAAACCAUGGAAAUUUUGAUCUAACUAAGUAAAUUUAGAUUUAUGGGAAAAGAGGUUAAUAGUUAUAACUCCGAGUUUCUAGCAGACUAAUAAAAGCACCUUAGUAUAACUAAUAAGAAUAAAUUAUUAACUAUAAUAACACAUACACCUUUACAGUUCUUAUUUAGUUCAGUUAAUACUGCCCUGUAGGGUAUGUAGUUUAAUAAAUUCAUGAAAAAUAUGAUUUUUGUGCUGAAUGUUACGAGUCUACUUACAGUCUUCAAGUUUCUGAUUCCUGCUAUAGUUGUCCAAGUAAAGAUGUAUUUUGCAAAGGUAAAUUGAUUCUUCUACCUUCUAAUUUAUGGAGAGUCAAUCAAAACUCUUCCAAAUUGUUUGAUUGUAAAAAUUGUGUUGGAGAUUUAGAAAUUCAAAGAAUAAAAUCUUCUAAUUUAUUACUGCUUUAGGUAAAGAAAACAGAUUUAAAUUAUUACUGUAAGGAAGGAUAUGUUGGAGCUCUAUGUGAAGAUUGUGAUAGAAGUGGUCAAUAUUGGGGAGAUAAAUAUUUUCUAAAUUUAAAUCAAAAGUGUUAAAAUUGUUGCAUGGUUUACACAUAGUUAUUAAAACCAAAUACAAAUCAAGCUUAAGGGUAAAGUAUUAUCCCUCCUUUUAAACAAGCAUGUCGAUAAUUUUGA